UGAUAGUAGCGUUCCGUAUCUUUGGAAUUCCCACACUACACGAGUUUGUUGUGUUAGUUGCAAGUUUGUGGAUAAUGAUGAGGAUAUAGGUUGUGUAUUGUGUAUGUUGACAUAGAGACGCGCAAAAGUAACAAAGUAAAAUUAUACUCAACUGGUUUCUUUCUUCCACCAGAUCGAGUACAAGUCAGCAUGAGCACAGUCUCAUCCCACUCUGAUAAGGAUCUGGACCUGUCAAAUGCAAAUAGAGCUGUAUGGCUAGUCAAGGUUCCAAAAUAUGUAGCUAACAAAUGGGACAAAGCACCUGGUAACAUAGAAGUAGGAAAACUAAAAAUUACCAAAGCUUUGGGGCAAAAGACACAUGUUUCUCUCACACUCUCAGAGUCUGUUCUGUGUUUGAAGCAACCCGGAGAAGAGAAUAUUCCACGAGAGCAUCGGCUUGAUGUUUCAACCGUAACAAGACAGACUUUAGGUGUCUUCUCACAUGUAACACCAUCAAAUUCUGAUUCUGUAGUCCCAGAGACUGAAAAAUUGAGUUUAGAGGGCCGUGUAGUUCAAAAACUGGAAUGCCGACCCUAUGCGGACAAUUGCUAUAUGAAAAUGAAGUUGGAAUCAAUACGUAAAGCGGCUCUUCCCACAAGACAAGUACAGCAGUUGGAGAGAAUCGUUCAUAACUUCAAACCAGUGUCAGAUCAUAAACACAAUAUUGAAUAUGAAGAAAAGAAGAAAUCUGAAGGGAAGAAGGCUCGAGAUGAUAAAGAUGCAGUUCUUGAAAUGCUUUUUGCAGCUUUUGAAAAACACCAGUAUUAUAAUAUAAAGGACCUAGUGAAAAUAACGAGGCAGCCUAUUGUGUACCUCAAGGAUAUAUUGAAAGAAGUGUGUAAUUACAAUAUGAAAAAUCCACACAAGAAUAUGUGGGAGCUGAAGCCAGAGUACAGACACUAUAAGGAUCCACCACCUGCAACAUCAGCUUCAAAAACUGACUGAAAUGUUGAGAAUAUAAAAAUAUAUUCUGGUGUGUGACCAGUUUUUGAUGUACUUGAAUAUUUUCUGCAGUCUUCGCUGUGCUACAGCAUACCAGAUUACAAACUUGCAAUUCUAUUAUUUCAGAUGACUGUAUGUUGUUAUACUUUGACAUGUGUCCUUUUGGUGAAAUAAAUAUUUUUAUAUGUUCAGAUA
Messenger RNA from Schistocerca gregaria, 1176 nucleotides. It is a transcript of the gene TfIIFbeta, whose product is annotated as general transcription factor IIF subunit 2. The transcript is spliced from 8 exons. Gene Ontology annotation, cellular component: transcription factor TFIIF complex. The record is from RefSeq and is a predicted model, not a curated record. NCBI's taxonomy places the organism in Eukaryota, Metazoa, Arthropoda, Insecta, Orthoptera, Acrididae. The coding region runs from base 190 to 984 and encodes 264 amino acids. Gene Ontology annotation, biological process: transcription by RNA polymerase II; transcription initiation at RNA polymerase II promoter.